Leopardus geoffroyi (Geoffroy's cat) is the source of this 4495-nucleotide messenger RNA. Its product is annotated as olfactory receptor 10V1-like. The coding region runs from base 2734 to 3672 and encodes 312 amino acids. Gene Ontology annotation, biological process: G protein-coupled receptor signaling pathway. The record is from RefSeq and is a predicted model, not a curated record. Gene Ontology annotation, cellular component: membrane. The transcript has a single exon. NCBI's taxonomy places the organism in Eukaryota, Metazoa, Chordata, Mammalia, Carnivora, Felidae. Gene Ontology annotation, molecular function: G protein-coupled receptor activity; olfactory receptor activity.
CACGAGAUCAGGACCUGAGCCAAAGUCAGAUGCUCAACUGACUGAGCCACCCACGUGCCCCAGGCAUGUGCUCUUAAUGUUGUUCCGGAAAAGGAAUUAGCAUUUUCAAGGAAUAAAACUCUCAGAAAGUUCCAGAUGAAAAAUUUCCUACCAUGAUUCCAGCCAUCUUCUAGCCCUCCUACCGGACAUGAGGCUGUGCCAAACAGAUGACCCAUGCAGGGGCAGAUGCAUUUAGGAAAGGAAAACACGUUACUUCCAAAGCAUGCAGGGAGUCAGACUUUGAAAAGACUGGCUUGUAAGACACAAAAACCUAACAAAUACUCAAAGGGUAAAACUGUAAGCCAGCAAGAAUGUAAGGUUGUAUUAUUCUCUGUAUAGUGGAAAACAACAUUCUUACAUGAUUAUUAUAUUUUCAAAGAUCAUGACACAUCUUCAGACGUCAGCAUAGCAAAAAUAAACAAAAAAUACAUUCUUUUGGGCAUCCAUAAACCAGUCAGGCUGAUCUGUUUUGGUUUAACUCAGGGUGCAAAGUGGUCCCCCCUUCUUACUGUGGCAUUGUGAGUUGCUUAAUCAUUGGAAGAAAGGCAAACUGUCAGUUUUAUGUUUCUGCAGGAGAUGUAAUAUGGGUUGUGUGUGUGUGUGUGUGUGUGUGUGUGUGUGUGUUGGGAGAGGGGAAGAUAAAUACCCUACUGCUCUUUAUGCUACUUUUCAUUCUCCUGUCAGUAGCUUUCAUCAGCCAAACCCAACCAGAAACCACAGGAGGAGGGUGACUGACUAAUGCAGUCCUUAGUGACUAGCCUCCCAUGGGGCAGAGCAGGGUGGAGAGUCGAUCUGGGGAGCAGACCUAGAAUAGCCAGGAAAACCUUCCUUUUGCAAAUCACUAAGAGGAAGAGUAAUCUCUAAAAUGAUGGAAAUGGAAAAGCAGAAAAGUGGAAAAAAGAUGGAAAAGUGUCUAGAGAGGUAGGAAGGGAGUCUGGGCAGAAUAGCAUUACAGAGGCUAUGGGUGGGAAAUUUCAAGGAGUAGGGAGUAGCUGGCAGCUUCAAGUCCAAAGUAGCUGUUGGAUUCAAUGACUUGGAAGUCAUUGGUGAACUUCAUUAGAGUGGUUUCAGGUAGUAAGAUGGAAACUGGGUUGCCUGGGCUAAAGAGUAGGAAAUAGUCAUGAUGGGAAGGAGCUAGGGAACCAUUAGAGGGUGAUGUCAGAUGGAGGGAAUGUGUUAUGGAUGUGUUAUAGAUCCUAUGUUGUAGAUCCAGCACUAGUGACAAUUGCUUCCAAGUAGCUUCUGUAAUUUUUUUUCUGGGAGGCUGGGUCAUCCACUGCUAGUGAGGAAGGAGGUAGCAGAAGAGGAGACUUGAAGAGACCAGGGAAAUUUGCACUAGUUUUGGAGGGGACCAGAAGAAGGAGCUCUUUAGAGGAUGGGGGUCAGUACUGGGUUGAUAAUGCCCCUUUGUUGUGGCCCCACUCAGCAGGAUUUUGUAAUCUUUAGUCGUGGUCGACCUGGAAUAGGUAUGUUGGAUAUUACAGAAGGUAACAACAGGGUUGACAAAAGGCCAAGGAGCCAUGGAUGGGGAUAAUAUUGGCAAAAGCUAAUGGAAGGUAUGAACCAUAGGUCUUGGUUUGGUGAGGAAGGGAGUAAAGCCCAAAGGAGGCUUAUUUGGGGGAACUGGAGGCAUCAAAGUGGUCUUGAAGAGGGAGAAGAAGAGAAGUGUUCCUGAUUAUUGCUCACACUCAUGGAGAGUUCACUAGGGGCCAGACACAUUUACUUCUCACAACAAUCCUAAGAGUUCUGUCCUAUUGUCAUCUUUAUAGAUAUAGAAAUUGAAGCAGAAAGCUUCAUCAAGUUGCUCUAGGUCAUACUCCUGGUCAAUGGCAGAUCAGGGAUUAGAACCUAGAUGGUCCAAACCCAGAGGCUGCACUGUUGAGAACCAGGCAAGGGAUGAGGGCACAGAGGAAUUUGUGGUCUGAGUAUGGUACUGUGUGAUUUAAGAUUUCAGUGCUGACUUGAACAGAUACUUACACACCUAUGUUUACGGCAGCAUUGUUCACAAUAGACAAAAGGUGGAAACAAUCCAAGUGUCUGUGAACAGAUGAAUGGAUGAGCAAAAUGUGGUAUUUACACACAAUGGUAUACUAUUCAGCCGUAAAAAAUAAAGGAAAUUUGACAUGUGCGACCACAUGGCUGGACCUUGAAAGCAUUAUGCUGAGUGAAAUAAUCCAGACACAGAAGGACAAAUACCAUAUGAUUCCACUUGUAUGAGGUUCCUAGAAUGGGCAAACUCAUAGAGACAGAAAUCAGGGUAGAAGUGACUGGAGUUUGGGAGGAUGACAUAUGGGGAGUUAUUGUUUAAUGGGUACAGAGUUUUUGUUGGGAUGAUUUAAAAAAGUUUGGUUAUGGAUAGAGGUGAUGUUUACCCAACAUGGUGGAUGUAUUUAAUGCCCCUGAAUCAUAUACUUACGUGAGGCUAAACUUAGAAAUAUUAUGCAUGUAUAUUUUACCACAAUUAAAAAAAAUAUUUCUGUGGUGAACUACUUCUGGGUGAUUACAACAAGAAGUCUGAUUUAAAAGCAAGUUGAUGAGUUUAGGCAGGAGGUGAAGACCUUUGGGGUUGAGGAGAUCAAGGAAGGGAGAGGCCAAGGAUUGAAUGGGUCACCCGGCAGGAGCUCUGCGUCCUGCCUUCAUUCUCUCCUCAGGGGGGCAGCACCGCGCCAUCCACAGGCCCAGCUUGUUGACUACAUGGAGGGUACAAAUCAGACUGGGAUGAUUCACUUCCACUUCCGCCCCUUCUCCAAACUCCCCGAGGUGCAGAUGCUGAUUUUCGUGGCCUUCCUCGUCAUGUACCUGGUCAGCAUCGGCGGCAACGGCUCCAUUUCUCUCAUCAUCUGGAGCAACCAUUCUUUGCACACCCCCAUGUACUUCUUCCUGGCCAGCUUGGCAGCUCUGGAGAUCUGCUACUCUUCCACCAUUGCCCCUCUGACUCUGGCCAGCGUCCUGUCCGCAGAGAGAGCCCUCAUCUCCCUGCCUGGCUGUGGUGCCCAGAUGUUCUUCUUCAUCUUCCUGGGCAGCGCUGACUGCAUUCUACUAGCUGUCAUGGCCUAUGACAGGUUUGUGGCCAUCUGCCACCCUUUGCGUUACACCCUCAUGAUGAGCUGGCGGUUGUGCGUCCAGCUGGCCCUGGGGUCUCUGGCGCUGGGGUUCAUCUUGGCCAUGCAGCUGACUGUGCUCAUCUUCCGCCUCCCCUUCUGCCGCAGCCAAGAAAUCAGCCUGUUCUACUGCGAUGUCCUCCCUGUCAUGAGACUGGCCUGUGCAGAUACGUGGGUCCAUGAGGCCACCCUGUUGGUGGUCAGCCUCACCGUCCUCACCAUCCCCUUCCUGCUUAUCGCCCUCUCCUACGUUUUCAUCAUGGCCGCCAUCCUGAAGAUCCGCUCGGCAGAGGGGAGGCACAAGGCCUUCUCCACCUGCUCCUCCCACCUGACUGUGGUCCUGCUCCAGUACGGAUGUGGAAGCCUCAUCUACUUGUGCCCCAGCUCCAGGUACUCUCCAGAGAGAGGCCAGGUAGUGUCUGUGGUUUAUACCUUCAUCACCCCUGUGCUGAACCCCUUGAUCUACAGCAUGAGAAACAGAGAGCUUAUGGAUGCUUUGAAGAGAACAAUGAUGAGGUUCCUGUUGUCCUGAACACGGUGAACGCUCUGGAUGUUCCUCUACAACACUGCUGGGAAGACACAAAUGAGUAUGCCUUCUGAAAGACAAGGAGAUGGGGGCUAAGAGGUCACCGGUUUUAUGCUGUUCCUUCUUCUCGGUUAUAUUAUUUUUGAAAAGUCAUUUUUCUUUCCUCAGCCUCAGAUCCUUCAUCUCUAAAAUGGGGAUUAAAAUGUCCCACCCGACUUAAAUUCUGGGGUGGUUUUGUAUGUAAUGAGAUACAUGACGUGAAACUACUUAGUGGCUUUUAAAGGGAGAUAUGGCAGGAAUGUCGUUCUUACUUACGGUCACCACUACACGUAAAGUCGGUGUCCAGUUCUCGGGCUCUUUGCAGGCCCACAGGUUGCUCAUGUGGGCGGGGGUAGCGGGGGUAGAGCCAAGGAAAGGAUGCACAUCCGCCUGGGAACAUCGGAGCCACUUUCUCCUUAUGGCAGCAGUGCGAAUGCCGAGUUUGUGCCUUGUUGAAUUCCCUUUCAUCCUCAGUUCUCUUCCAGGGAAAGGUGACGGGGAAAGCGCUGGAGUUUAAACGCUCUAUUUCCUUACCUUUACACCCAGAGCGAAUCUGUCUCCAUCUCAGUCUCUGACUCUGUAUUAGCUCUUAGUCUGCAUCUAACUCACUCUCCCCAUGCCCACAGGGGCUCCUCCCGCUGUGGGUUUCAGACAACACACAUACACACACUCACACUCACAUAUCGCACAUUUCUAUCUGUCCCUGGCUUCUAUGGUCUGAAUAUUUGUGUUCCCCGCCCCCCACACCCAGCCCCAACACCACCCACCUCAUGAACAAGAUUAUAUAUUU